Trematomus bernacchii (emerald rockcod) is the source of this 3525-nucleotide messenger RNA. RefSeq lists its product as uncharacterized. NCBI's taxonomy places the organism in Eukaryota, Metazoa, Chordata, Actinopteri, Perciformes, Nototheniidae. Bases 382 to 3420 code for a protein of 1012 amino acids. The record is from RefSeq and is a predicted model, not a curated record. The transcript has 24 exons.
UGGUUGUUACCGGGACAACCUUUGGUGCACAUGAUCAGCUGACGGAGAAAGUGAAGAAUGAAGUAAAGGAUCAGUUUGAUCUUGUUCAAAGCAACAGCAACGACUACGACGUCACUAUUGUCUUCUGCCCCAUCGUUUCUCGCAUGGGGCCAGAUGUUGAGUCAGCCCUGAGAGACGUUAAAGGCAAUAAACCUGUCAUUCUGGUUUUGAUGCACCACGCAUAUGAGGCCAAGUUCAUUCCAAAUGUGCAACAAGGAGCUAACGUUCAGCUGCAAGUCAACGUUUUCUUCCACGAGACGAAACAUGGACUGCUCCACUGUGGAGAAAAUGGAGCUGUUGUUUGCGAGAUAACAAAAUAUUUAAAAGAGAUCCCCAUUCCAAAUGCCCAGGUUGUGGCCACAUCCUGGCCACACCCUUGGCCACACCAAACACCCUCACCACCACCCUCAAAUCAGAAGCCCGUUAAACAGCCCCCCCCCCACAGGGGUGAAUAACGGCAUCCCUUCCAAGGAAGAGCCCUCCAAGGUUGUGAAUAAACGGAAAGGCAAAUUGGUGUACCAGAUGGUUGUUACCGGGACAACCUUUGGUGCACAUGAUCAGCUGACGGAGAAAGUGAAGAAUGAAGUAAAGGAUCAGUUUGAUCUUGUUCAAAGCAACAGCAACGACUACGACGUCACUAUUGUCUUCUGCCCCAUCGUUUCUCGCAUGGGGCCAGAUGUUGAGUCAGCCCUGAGAGACGUUAAAGGCAAUAAACCUGUCAUUCUGGUUUUGAUGCACCACGCAUAUGAGGCCAAGUUCAUUCCAAAUGUGCAACAAGGAGCUAACGUUCAGCUGCAAGUCAACGUUUUCUUCCACGAGACGAAACAUGGACUGCUCCACUGUGGAGAAAAUGGAGCUGUUGUUUGUGAGAUAACAAAAUAUUUAAAAGAGAUCCCCAUUCCAAAUGCCCAGGUUGUGGCCACAUCCUGGCCACACCGUUGGCCACACCAAACACCCUCACCACCACCCUCAAAUCAGAAGCCCGUUAAACAGCCCCCCCCCACAGGGGUGAAUAACGGCAUCCCUUCCAAGGGUUCCUCCGAUGAUAGGAAGGACACUUCUGAUCAACAACCACCACCGAAAAAAGAGCCCUCCAAGGUUGUGAAUAAAUGGAAAGCCAAAUUGGUGUACCAGAUGGUUGUUACCGGGACAACCUUUGAUGCCCAUGUUCAACUGAUGGAGAAAGUGAAGAAGGACGUAAAGGAUCAGUUUAAUCUUGUUCAAAGCAACAGCGACGACUACGACGUCACUAUUGUCUUCUGCCCCAUCGUUUCUCACAUGGGGCCAGAUGUUGAGUCAGCCAUGAGAGACGUUAAAGUGUCCUCAGGUGAUAAACCUGUCAUUCUGGUUUUGAUGCACCACGCAUAUGAGACCAAGUUCAUUCCAAAUGUGCAACAAGGAGCUAACGUUCAGCUGCAAGUCAACGUUUUCUUCCACGAGACGAAACAUGGACUGCUCCACUGUAGAGAAAAUGGAGCUGCUGUUUGCGAGAUAACAAAAUAUUUAAAAGAGAUCCCCAUUCCAAAUGCCCAGGUUGUGGCUGCUGCAGUGGCGGAGCUGCCGGGUGGCUGGGAGUCGGCAUGCUGUCCACCCCGUUGGCCACACCAAACACCCUCAAAUCAGAAGCCCGUUAAACAGCCCCCCCCCACAGGGGUGAAUAACGGCAUCCCUUCCAAGGAAGAGCCCUCCAAGGUUGUGAAUAAAUGGAAAGCCAAAUUGAUGUACCAGAUGGUUGUUACCGGGACAACCUUUGAUGCCCAUGUUCAACUGAUGGAGAAAGUGAAGAAGGACGUAAAGGAUCAGUUUGAUCUUGUUCAAAGCUACAGCAACGACUACGACGUCACUAUUGUCUUCUGCCCCAUCGUUUCUCGCAUGGGGCCAGAUGUUGAGUCAGCCAUGAGAGACGUUCAAGUGUCCUCAGGCAAUAAACCUGUCAUUCUGGUUUUGAUGCACCACGCAUAUGAGGCCAAGUUCAUUCCAAAUGUGCAACAAGGAGCUAACGUUCAGCUGCAAGUCAACGUUUUCUUCCACGAGACAAAACAUGGACUUCUCCACUGUGGAGAAAAUGGAGCUGUUGUUUGCGAGAUAAUAAAACAUUUAAAAGAGAUCCCCAUUACAAAUGCCCAGGUUGUGGCUGCUGCAGUGGCGGAGCUGCCGGGUGGCUGGGAGUCGGCAUGCUGUCCACCCCGUUGGCCACACCAAACACCCUCAAAUCAGAAGCCCGUUAAACAGCCCCCCCCCACAGGGGUGAAUAACGGCAUCCCUUCCAAGGAAGAGCCCUCCAAGGUUGUGAAUAAAUGGAAAGCCAAAUUGAUGUACCAGAUGGUUGUUACCGGGACAACCUUUGAUGCCCAUGUUCAACUGAUGGAGAAAGUGAAGAAGGACGUAAAGGAUCAGUUUGAUCUUGUUCAAAGCUACAGCAACGACUACGACGUCACUAUUGUCUUCUGCCCCAUCGUUUCUCGCAUGGGGCCAGAUGUUGAGUCAGCCAUGAGAGACGUUCAAGUGUCCUCAGGCAAUAAACCUGUCAUUCUGGUUUUGAUGCACCACGCAUAUGAGGCCAAGUUCAUUCCAAAUGUGCAACAAGGAGCUAACGUUCAGCUGCAAGUCAACGUUUUCUUCCACGAGACAAAACAUGGACUUCUCCACUGUGGAGAAAAUGGAGCUGUUGUUUGCGAGAUAAUAAAACAUUUAAAAGAGAUCCCCAUUACAAAUGCCCAGGUUGUGGCUGCUGCAGUGGCGGAGCUGCCGGGUGGCUGGGAGUCGGCAUGCUGUCCACCCCGUUGGCCACACCAAACACCCUCAAAUCAGAAGCCCGUUAAACAGCCCCCCCCCACAGGGGUGAAUAACGGCAUCCCUUCCAAGGAAGAGCCCUCCAAGGUUGUGAAUAAAUGGAAAGCCAAAUUGGUGUACCAGAUGGUUGUUACCGGGACAACCUUUGAUGCCCAUGUUCAACUGAUGGAGAAAGUGAAGAAGGACGUUAAGGAUCAGUUUGAUCUUGUUCAAAGCAACAGCGACGACUACGACGUCACUAUUGUCUUCUGCCCCAUCGUUUAUCGCAUGGGGCCAGAUGUUGAGUCAGCCAUGAGAGAUGUUAAAGGCGAUAAACCUGUCAUUCUGGUUUUGAUGCACCACGCAUAUGAGGCCAAGUUCAUUCCAAAUGUGCAACAAGGAGCUAACGUUCAGCUGCAAGUCAACGUUUUCUUCCACGAGACGAAACAUGGAUUACUCAACUGUGGAGAAAAUGGAGCUGUUGUUUGCGAGAUAACAAAAUAUUUAAAAGAGAUCCCCAUUACAAAUGCCCAGGUUGUGGCUGCUGCAGUGGCGGAGCUGCCGGGUAGCUGGGAGUGGGCAUCCUGGACACCCCGUUGGCUACACUAAACACCCUCACCACGGGGGCCCAAACCAUUUUAGAACAUUAAGAAAAAAAUGUUUAAGUAACCUUUCAUCAUUCAUCAAUAAUUAACAUUAAUAUAACGUUAUAUU